AAUGACAUGUAUGGUGUACAACAUUUCACCACGUGACCUUUCCUUUUCCUUCAUCGUCCUUGUUGUUUCUUAUACUUUACAGAACACACACAUAGACACACACAGUUGCAUGUUGCAACUCCUACACUCAGAAAUAGAAACAAUCAAUCAAUCAGUUAAUGUUAUGUUAAUUACAUAUUAUUAUUAUUGAUUGAUGAAAUGUCUGAUCUAUUAUUCUCCAGAAGCUUCAACUGUCUCUGGUUUCCAUGCUUCAAUCUUCCUCCUAAACCAUCUUCCAAAAUCCUUCCAUUUUCUCCUUCAAUCCCAUUUCCCAGACGCUUCAUCUUCACUUCCACUCGCCACACCCAUGUGCUUCCCAAUUCAACCCCUGCUCCUCAACAACCUCAAGAAGAUAAUGAUGUUGAUGUUAUCUCUUCAACUCAGCGUUCGGAUGGAAGUUUUGUGUUUACAUUUGGUAAUGCUAAUGAGAUUAAAGAAAUGAUAGCUGAAUUAAACAAACAGAAACUUGUUACUGAUUCUGAGGGUGUUGUUGAGGAAGGAAGUGUUGGUGUUUUGCUGAAUGAUGAUGGUGUUGAAAAGUUUAGUAAUGAGGAUGAUAAUAGUAACUUAGGUGAAGAAAUUGAAUCAUCUUCAACUGUAGUAGUUUCCGUUGCUGAUCAAAAUUCUCAGCUUCUCGCGAGUGAAAAUGAAAGUAGUGUCGUUCUUGAUAGUUACCCUGAGAGUGAGACUCCUGUCAUCAAUGAUUUGCAAAUAAUUGAUAAACAUUUGAAGUUGGAUUCGGUUGAGGAUGGCGAUGAUGGUCAGCAUGGAAUUUGUAGUGAAGAUGUUGCUGCUGAGCCUAAUGUUGUUUCAAGUGUGUCUAAGGAAGAAGAUUCUCGAGUUGAUAGUCACAAAGAGGUUGUCGUUUCGACGGUUUCUCCAGAGUCAGAUGUGUUUUCUGAUCAUAGUAGUGGUACUACUGGGGAAGUUGAAGAGAAAGAAAAAGUUGACAAUGGUCGUGGUGUGGAUAGAGCAGCAACCAGCACAGCAGGUGGUGUUGAUGAUACUGAUUUAACUGAACUGGUGCAAGUAUCCACUUCCUUAGAGUCUGAUCAUUCUGUCAACAGAAUAACAAACAACCUGAUUGGGAAUGUUGAUGCUGACAUAAGUGAAUUGGAAGCAGUAUCCACUUCUUUAGAGUCUGACCAUGAUGAUUAUGGUGCAGGGGACAAUACUGGAAGUGUUGAUGCUGAUAUGACUGAAUUGGUGCCAGUUUCCACUUCUUCAGAGUCUGAACAAGUUGAUUAUAGUGCAAUAGACAAUCUGACUGGCAAUUUUGAUACUGACAUAACCGAAUCUGUGCCAGUAUCUACUUCUUUACAGUCUGAGCAAGAUGAUUAUACAGUAUCAGACAAUCUGACUGCCAGUAUUGAGGCCGCAAGAAGUGAAUUGGUGCCAGUACCCUUCUCUUUAGAGUCCAAACAAGUUAAUGAUAGUGAAACAGACGUUCCGGCUGGCAGUGUCGAUACUGACAAUAGUGAAUUAGUGCCGGUAUCCGCAUCUUUAGAGUCCGAACGAGUUGAUUAUAGCGCAGCAGACAAUCUGGCUGGUGGUGUUGAAGCUGAUGAUAGUGAAUUGGUACCAAUGUUGACUUCUUUGGAGUCUGAACAAGUAACAGACAACCUGACUGGCAGUAUUGAUGCCACAAUAGGUGAAUUGGUGCCAGUAUCCCGUUCCGUAGAGUCCGAACAAGUUGAUUAUAGUGCAGCAGACGAUCUGGCUGGCGGUGUUGAUGCUGAUGAUAGUGAAUUGGUGCCAAUGUCGACUUCUUUAGAGUCCGAACAAGUAACAGACAACCUGACUGGAAGUGUUGAUGCCGCAAUAAGUGAAUUGCUGCCAGUAUCCCCUUCCCUAGAGUCUGAACAAGUUAAUUAUAGCGCCGCAGAUGAUCUGGCUGGCAGUGUUGAUGCUGAUGAUAGUGAAUUGGUUCCAGUAUCCCCUUCCGUAGAGUCCGAACUAGUUGAUUUUAGUGCGGCAGACGAUCUGGCUGGCGGUGUUGAUGCUGAUGAUAGUGAAUUGGUUCCAGUAUCCCUUUCCGUAGAGUCCGAACAAGUUGAUUAUAGUGCAGCAGAUGAUCUGGCUGGCAGUGUUGAUGCUGAUGAUAGUGAAUUGGUGCCAAUGGUGACGUCUUUAGAGUCCGAACAAGUUGAUUAUAGUGCAACAGACACUCUGACUGGCAGUGUUGAUUCUACAAUAAAUGAAUUGGUGCCAGUAUCUCCUUCCUUAGAGUCCGAACAAGUUGAUUAUAAUGCAACAGACAAUCUGGCUGGCAGUGUUGAUGCUGAUGAUAGUGAAUUGGUGCCAAUGGUGACGUCUUUAGAGUCCGAACAAGUUGAUUAUAGUGCAACAGACACUCUGACUGGCAGUGUUGAUUCUACAAUAAAUGAAUUGGUGCCAGUAUCUCCUUCCUUAGAGUCCGAACAAGUUGAUUAUAAUGCAACAGACAAUCUGACUGGCAGUGUUGAUGAUGCUAACAAUAAUGAAUUGGUGUCAGUAUCUACUUCUUUAGAUUCUGAACAAGUUGAUUAUAGUGCAUCUGUUAACCUGACUGGUAGUGUUGAUGACGGCAUAAUAAGUGAGUUUGUGCCAGUACCAACUUCAUUAGACUCGGAACAGUCUGUUAAUAGAGAAACAGACCACCUGACCGAUGGUGGUGAUGCCGAGUUAAGUGAAUCGGUGCCAAUAACCACUUCUUUAGAGCUUGAACAAGUUGAUUAUAUUGCAACGGACAACCUGACUUCCGGUGUUGAUGCUGAGUUGAGGGAAUCCGUGCCAAUAUCCACUUCUUUAGAGCCUGAACAAGUUGAUUAUAGGGCAAUAGAUAGCUUGACUGGUGGUGUUGAUGCUGACUUAAGCGAAUUGCCACCAUCAUCUCCUUCUUUGGGGUCUGAACUUCAUGCUAAUGAUGAUGAAACAAGUAACCUCGUCGUGGAUGACUCAGUUGAUGCAAGUGAAUUGGAAAACUCAGUAUUGUUGUUGGAUGAUUUGGUUCCAUCCUCAGACUUGGAAAAGAAAAUAGAUGUUGGCAAUACUGAAAGAAGUGAUUAUGAAAAUCCAUUACUCAGUACUGUAGCAGAGAUACAUCCAAUUGAGUUGGCUAGUGAAGGGGAAAAUAUUUCAAAAACCGAGCUUUUACUAGUUUCUGGUGCUGCUUGCUUGCCUCAUCCCUCUGAGGCACUGACAAGUCGAGAAGAUGCUUAUAUUAUUUCUCCCCAACAAAACUGGCUAGUUGUGGCUGAUGGAGUUGGUCAGUGGUCACUUGAAGGGAGUAAUACUGGAGUGUAUAUCAGGGAACUCAUGGGAAACUGUGAAAAAAUUGUGUCAAAUUAUGAAAACAUUUCAACAAUAAAACCUGCAGAAGUUAUUAUCAGAAGUGCUGCUGAAACACAAUCUCCAGGGUCAUCUUCUGUUUUGGUUGCUUACUUUGAUGGACAGGCCUUCCAUGCUGCCAAUGUUGGGAACACUGGAUUUAUCAUUAUAAGACAUGGUUCCAUCUUCAAAAUAUCAAAUGCCAUGUUUCACGAAUUCAGUUUUCCGAUACAUAUAGUUAAAGGUGACGACCACUCAGAAAUCAUUGAGGAGUACAAGAUCGAUCUACACGACAGUGAUGUGAUUGUAUUUGGCACAAAUGGCCUUUUUGACAAUCUUUAUGAACAAGAAAUAGCAUCAACUAUAUCAAGAUCACUAGAAGCUAGCUUGAAACCUCAGGAUAUAGCAGAAAUUUUGGCGACAAGGGCACAAAAGGUUGGAAGUUCAAGAUCCACCAGAAGUCCUUUCGGUGAUGCAGCGCAGGCUUUGGGAUAUGUAGGUUAUGCAGGUGGCAAGCUUGAUGAUGUAACUGUUAUAGUGUCAUUAGUUCAAACUACAUAGCCAUGUCUCAUAUAUUUGUCUCAUUGUCUAUCUAUAUUUCACGUGCACAUACAACCGAACCAGUUGCUUAAAUUUAUCAUGAUACUGUGAAGAGAUGCAAUUUUUUCCAAUGAACUUUCCACCUACCUUGGGAUUAUUGCUGUAUAAUGGAUACCAUUUGUUAUGUAGAUAUCAGUUAAGGGGGUUUAGUGAGUGAAUGAUUAAGGAGAAAUGAAUGGAAGCAUUAUACAAUAUUCAUGCAACCUUCAUUUGUUUUAUGACUUUGU
Trifolium pratense (red clover) is the source of this 4175-nucleotide messenger RNA. RefSeq names its product probable protein phosphatase 2C 62. The transcript has 10 exons. NCBI's taxonomy places the organism in Eukaryota, Viridiplantae, Streptophyta, Magnoliopsida, Fabales, Fabaceae. The record is from RefSeq and is a predicted model, not a curated record. Bases 199 to 3909 code for a protein of 1236 amino acids.